CGCAGACGCAGACGGAAGAGAGUCUGUCUCGACAGUUGAGUGGUGCGCCAACCAACGGCUACUCCCGUCUGGGCCGGACGUGAAGAGGCGCCGCCAGCCAAGAUUAGGGAGCAACGGGAGAGCAAGACCGCACUUUCUUCCUUUCCUCACCACCACGACCUCACUACACCUCCUUUCACCUCACGCCCAUCAGUAACAUGCUCUCCGUCACCCUCCCCCGCGUCGCCCUCCGCUCGGCUGCUCCUGCUCGUCAGUGGGCUUCGGCCGCCCAGAGCGUGCGCUACGCCUCGACUCUCAAGGAUGCCGUUGCCCAGGUCAUCCCGGAGAAGCAGGAGCAGCUCAAGGCCCUCAAGGCCAAGCACAACAACUCGUCCCUCGGCGAGGUCAAGCUUGAGAACCUCCUGGGCGGUAUGCGUGGCCUUAAGUGCAUGCUCUGGGAGGGUUCCGUCCUCGACUCUGAGCGCGGUAUCGCCUUCCACGGCAGGAGCAUCCCGGACUGCGAGAAGGAGCUCCCUACCGCAAAGGACCUCGGCCUCAAGGGCAAGGAGAUGCUCCCCGAGUCCAUGCUUUGGCUCCUCCUCACAGGAAAGGUCCCCUCCGUCGACGAGGUCCGUGGCCUCUCUGCUGAGCUCGCUGAGAAGGGCAAGCUCCCCAACUACGUUGAGAAGAUCAUCGACUCUUUCCCCAAGACGCUCCACCCGAUGACCCAGUUCUCGGCUGCCGUCGCUGCUCUCAACCACGACUCUGCCUUCUCGGCCGCCUACAACAAAGGUAUCAAGAAGUCCGAGUACUGGUCCCCCACCUACGACGACGUCAUCACCCUCAUUGCCAAGAUCCCCGCCAUUGCCGCCCGCAUCUACUACAACGUCUUCGGCAAGGGUGACGGCAAGCAGGCCAUCGACCCCUCCAACGACUUGAUUGGCAACUACGCCAACAUGAUCGGCUACGGUGACCACGAGGGUAUGACCGACUACCUCCGUCUCUACAUUGCCAUUCACGGUGACCACGAGGGAGGCAACGUCUCUGCCCACACCCUCCACCUCGUCGGCUCUGCCCUCUCUGACCCCUUCCUCUCCUACUCUGCCGGUCUCGCCGGUCUUGCCGGACCCCUUCACGGUCUCGCCAACCAGGAGGUACUCGGCUUCUGCUUGGGCCUCCAGAAGGCUGUGGGAGAGAACGCCUCGGACGAGAAGGUCAAGGAGCACCUCUGGUCCACCCUCAACUCGGGCCGUGUCGUCCCCGGCUACGGUCACGCCGUCCUUCGCUCGACCGACCCCCGUUUCCUUGCUCUCUCGCGCUUCUGCGACACCCGCCCUGAGCUGCAAAAGGACUCCCUCGUCCAGCUUGUCCAGCAGCUCGCUCGCGUCGCUCCUGGUGUGCUGACCGAGCACGGCAAGACCAAGAACCCCAACCCCAACGUCGACUCGGCCUCCGGAUGUGUCCUCUACUCGUACGGCAUGACCGAGUUCAAGUACUACACCGUCGUCUUCGGUAUCUCCCGCGCCUUGGCGCUCACCCAGCUGGUGUGGGACCGCGCAUACGGCAUGGGCAUCGAGAGGCCGAAGUCGUUCAGCGUUGACGCCCUCCAGAAGAUGCUCAAGUAAGGGCGAGGGGCAGAGAGGCACGGACUCGAACGGAUUCGACUUUACUGUAGCAGGCGAGAGACCGGAUGCCGCAGCGUGCGGUACGUCGCGAUGUGAUGCGACGAUGAUGAUGAAUAGACGAAGCUUGCUAUUACUUUACCUCUUUGAUUUCUGUGCGAGCUCGGCGUGAUUGUGCGACCGUCAAGAUCAUGACAAGUCACAAGGAGCACUUCGCGCGACGUGACAUGUGGCUGGGAUUGUUCGAGGAGGAGAGCUUCUGAGAACGAUUGGAGGGAGAUACCACAGCUCUGCUGCUUGCAAACUCCCGGCUUCACA
Jaminaea rosea is the source of this 1919-nucleotide messenger RNA. RefSeq names its product citrate synthase-like protein. NCBI's taxonomy places the organism in Eukaryota, Fungi, Basidiomycota, Exobasidiomycetes, Microstromatales. Gene Ontology annotation, cellular component: mitochondrial matrix. The transcript is spliced from 3 exons. The coding region runs from base 198 to 1604 and encodes 468 amino acids. The record is from RefSeq and is a predicted model, not a curated record. Gene Ontology annotation, biological process: carbohydrate metabolic process; tricarboxylic acid cycle.